AUGCAGUGCCUUCAUCGUCCCUGUCAGAAGGAAUAUCUCCCAUUGUCGGGUUUUGUUGGAGGUGUCCUCUACUCUCAUUACUGUGAAAUUGGAGGAAAGCCUGGUACGGUAGCGCCAGGUAGGACGGGGUUGCAGGAGUCAUAUAGGCUACUGAAACGGAAAAGGGCAAAGGUGACGAUCUAUACUUACAACGCACGUACGCUUGCAUCGGAAGCGGUCAUCGAAGAUCUGAUGAUGCAAGCCAAGAAGAUUAAGUACGAUGUCAUCGGACUGACCGAGUGCGACAGUAGAGGUGUUGGUGGAGUUGACGUCCUCGUCGACACAAGUAUGGCAAUGAACAUCGACUCUUUCGAACAACUUACGACCCGAAUCGGACGUCUGCGGAUGAGAUGUGGUCCAACACUAGCUUUGACUAUCUUCGUCGCUUACGCUCCAACAUCAAGCUACGAAGAAAAAGAAGUCGAAGCUUUCUAUAUACACCUGGAGAAGUUCUACCGAGAUGAUUAUACCUUCUACAAGGUCAUAAUUGGCGAUUGCAACGCCAAAUUUGGCCGAAGAAGAACGCUUGAGGAACUUCACAUCGGGAUCCACGGCCACAAUGGAAUGAACAGGGGCUUUUGGGAAGAUUCCGCAAUGGACAACAUCGACGAGGAAUAUGACCGGCUUAUUGAACACCUUCACGACUGCACAAACAAGGCUGAGAGUUUUAAAACCACCAAAAGACGCCUCUCUCUUGAAACUCUUGAGCGUGGAGCAGCACGAGCCGCAGGAAACCAAGAACUCACGUCCGAGCUUGCAAAGCUUUGCAGAGAGGCGAUAAAGGAAGACCUUAAAGAGAGAAGAGCAGAAGUACUGGCUGAAGCUGCAGAGGCGGGGAAAAGCAUCCGCUAUGCCGAACUAGACCUCGCCAGUCACAAGAUGAGGAUGACUACUCUCUGGAACCCGAAGGGAGCAACCAUUGCAUCGAGAAGGGAAAUGGAGAAAAUCAUCUACGACUUCUACUCUAAUCUCUUCGACAGUCAUGUCCACUUGCCUCCUCACCAUCUGUGGGAAGACGGACAUGUCAUUCCAAAGGUUCUCCUUUCCGAAAUACGACGUGCUAUCAUGUCGUGGAAGACCAUCAAGACCGUGUUGUUGUACAAAAAGGAAGAUCCACAUGAAAUCGGCAACUAUCGCCCAAUCUGCUUACUGUCCGUCAUCUACAAGCUCUUCACAAGAGUGAUCCUUAAUAGGAUUGAAAAAGUCUUGGAUGAAGGACAGCCAUGCGAACAAGCAGGGUUUCGAAAAAGAUUCAGCACGACUGACCACAUUCACACUGUUUCGAAACUCAUCGAGGUAUCACAAGAGUACAAGAUGCCGCUCUGUCUCACCUUCAUCGACUUGAAGAAGGCCUUCGACUCAAUUUAG
Necator americanus (New World hookworm) is the source of this 1407-nucleotide messenger RNA. RefSeq lists its product as uncharacterized. The record is from RefSeq and is a predicted model, not a curated record. The transcript is spliced from 4 exons. Lineage: Eukaryota; Metazoa; Nematoda; Chromadorea; Rhabditida; Ancylostomatidae. The coding region runs from base 1 to 1407 and encodes 468 amino acids.